CGCGCGCGCGCGAAGAUGGCGGCGCCGGGCUGGCCGGAGCGGCUGGCCCAGCAGGCCGAGGCGGGCUCGGCGCGGCUGCGGGAGCUGCUGGCGCGCGGCCUGGGCUUCCUGCGCGCCGAGCUGGGCCUCGACCUGGGGCUGGAGCCGCGGCGCUACCCGGCCUGGGUGCCGGCGCUGGCGGCGGGCGCGCUCGGGCUGCUGCUGCUCGCGCUGCUGGGCUACGGCUGGGCCGCGGCGUGCGCGGGCGCCCGCAGGAAGCGCCGCGGCCCCCCGCGCCGCCGGGCCGAGGACGCGGCCGCCCCCGCCCCCGCCGCCGCCGCCCCCGCCGCGCCCCCCGCCGACCCGGCGCUGCUGCGGACGCUGCGCGCCGACGAGCACCGGCGCAAGGGCCGCAGGAAGCCGCCCGACAGGCCCAAGCCAAAUGGACGGACUGUCGAAGUGGCCGAGGAAGAAGUUGUUCGGACUCCUCGGAGUGCAACAGCAAAACAACCAGUAGAGACAGACAAGAAAAAUGAAAAGUCAAAGAAAAAUAAGAAGAAAUCAAAGUCAGAUGCUAAAGCAGUGCAGAGCAGUUCACGCCACGAUGGAAAGGAAGUUGAUGAAGGAGCCUGGGAAACUAAAAUUAGUCACAGAGAGAAACGACAGCAGCGUAAGCGCGAUAAGGUGCAGACUGAUUCUGCUCCAUUGGAUUCAACUCUCCCUGGGAUAGAAAAUACCAUCACAGUAUCCACCGAGCAACUUACAACCGCAUCAUUUCCUGUUGGUUCCAAGAAGAAUAAAGGUGAUUCUCAUCUAAAUGUUCAAGUUAGCAACUUUAAGUCUGGAAAAGGAGAUUCUACACUUCAGGUUUCUUCGGGACUGACUGAGAACCUCACUGUAAAUGGAGGCGGCUGGAAUGAAAAGUCGCUGAAGCUCUCCUCCCACGUCAGUGCAGGUGAGGAGAAGUGGAACUCCGUCGCACCUGCUCCUGCGGGCAAGAGGAAGGCGGAGCCGGCUGCGUGGGGCCAGGACCCGGGCGACGCAGACGCCAACGGGAAGGACUGGGCAAGGAGCUGGAGUGACCGCUCCCUGUUUUCUGGCAUCGGGUCUCCUGCUGAGCCAGUUUCUCAAUCUGCCACUUCUGAUUAUCAGUGGGAUGUUAGCCGUAAUCAGCCCUAUAUCGAUGAUGAAUGGUCUGGGUUAAAUGGUCUGUCUUCUGCUGAUCCCAGCUCUGAUUGGAAUGCGCCCGCAGAAGAGUGGGGGAACUGGGUCGACGAAGGAAGAGCUUCACUGCUGAAGUCCCAGGAACCGGGUCCCGAUGACCAAAAAGUUUCAGAUGACGAUAAGGAAAAAGGAGAGGGGACUCUUCCAGCCGGGAAGUCGAAAAAGAAGAAAAAGAAAAAGAAGAAGCAAGGCGAAGAAAACUCUCCCGCACAGGACGCAGAAGAUUUAGAAAAAGAGGUCAAAGAAGAGCUCGCAGUGAACGCCUCUAAAGUUCAUCCAAAACAGGAAAAAUCUUUUUCUUCUUCGAAGACCACAAGCACUAGUGACCCAGCUGAAGCGCCCAUCAAAAAUAGCCAGCCUCCCAAGACGCUUCCACCUGCUGCUUCUGCCGAGCCAUCUGCUCCUUUAUCGAAAAGCGAUUCUGACAAGAGCUCUUCCCAAGUGCCACUGACGCCACAAGAGACGGAGAAACCCAAGUCCAAUACUAAGCAAAAUAGCGUGCCUCCUUCACAGACCAAGUCUGAAACUAGCUGGGAAUCUCCCAAACAGAUAAAAAAGAAGAAAAAAGCCAGACGGGAAACGUGAAUUUUUCUCCCCUUUUUUUGCUGAAAUGGACAUGUGUUUGCUAACACUGUCUUGAAGAUUAUGCUGUUUAUGCAAUAAUUUGUGAACAUGUACAGAGUUUUAUAGAAAUUUAAACCAAUUUUUAAAACUGUGAACACAACCACCAUCAAAAUGGAAUCAAAGGAAAGUUGAUUUAUGGAAUUCAGAGGUCAACAGAGUGUACCCCCGUGCUGGAAAGUGCUUGAGAAAGUCUCUUCAAGUUCAUACAGACGACAGGCCUUGGUUGAAGAAUAUUCUGGUUUUACUACAGUGCCCUGUUUACAACAGAUUGUUCCCUGUCUCGCCUGCGGCUGUGGAGUCAAGGGUUCUGACCGGAGCUCCUUGGACCUUAUGCACGGAACUGACGCCGUUUGAAUCUGUUUUAUGCUUAAAUCAAAGUGCUUUGAUCAAAUGCAUAAUCUGCCAUAUCUUUACAUAUAUAUAUGUUGGUAACGGUUUGUAUUCGAGGAAUCACAAGUGCAAAUAAAAAGGCUUUUAUCGUUUGUGGAACCGAACUGUCCUGGUUUAGUUUACUAGUUUUAAAGAGUUCUUAAAGCAUUGAAAACACAGCUGACAUUUGUUUUAUGGCUUACGAAGUUAUUUUUGAUAGUCUUACAUACUUGAAUUGUUCAAAGUUCAGUAUAUUUUAAAUUAAAAAAGGUAAACUAUAUGUAUUUGUUUAACACCUUGAAGGGUCAGGCUCAAAUAAUGCUCUUGUUUAUGAUUUAGAAACGUUCAGGCAAAAUCCAAUUUACACUUUCCUUCCCCGGCAGUUAACAUUUUCAAGCAUCAACUGUUUAAUAGUAAGACUUUUUUUCAUUCACAAAUGAAAGAUUCACAAAACUCGCUCUACGGAGAGUGCUUCGAGAAUAUGAUGGAGAAUGCGAAACGAGAGUCAGACAGCUUUAAUUGACAUUGUCAAGACCUCCAGUUAUCAGGAAUACAUUUUUUUACUGCCUUAACCUGUAGUGCGUAAAAUGUGCAUCAGUUUCUUGGAGGGGAUUCGUGUUUUUAUAAGAAUUUUCAUGUUAAUUAUUGCAAUCGUGGUCAAACAAGGAGUGUUUCCUGCUCGAAACUGUGUUGAUUUCAAUGAUGUGUGAGGUGUUUCACCAUUUUCAGGCACUGUGUAACCUAUUGUCAUAAGCUGGCAGGUAUCUUUGUAACUAUAAAUAGUGCACGCUCGGCCAUGUACACUGUAAAUAGCCUCUACCAAACGUGUUUGACAUGGACCAUAAGUAGCAUCACUUAGUGAAUUGUGAUCAAGAAGAAAAGCCAUGAUUUCUUUUUUUUUUUACGUGAUUGGCUCAACUGCUUUCAAACGUGACACCCAGAAUGACACCGUGUCACAGCUGUAACCAUUGAUACUGGGCUCGCCAUCCACAGCCACUGUCGUCUUGAUUAGAUCUGCCUGUGGUUUGAUAGGAUCGCGGUGUCGGACUAGGAAAGCUGGAGAAACGAACGGCCUUAGUGUUGCUGAAGACCGGCCUUGCUCCAGGCAGCUUCCCUAGCAGGCAAGGACUAGCUUUGGUCAGGUGUUAACAUCCGUUUCAGGAACACGGCGGUAUGUUUACAUGUCAGAAGUUUUUUGUUUCCUUCUAUGGUAUUUCUAAGUUGAUUUGUUUAAAUAAAUUCAACAAAUGGAUAGCAUUGUUUUCAUUCGCUUCAGCAUUGGGGGUGAGUCAGCUCAAGAGCCAGGGACGGGAUCUCUCAAGACGCGGGUGCCAGGACGGCUGAGCUUCCGGCGCUCCGUGAGGUACCCCAAGGAGAAGCCGCUCGGGCUCUGUCGGUCGAACAUGCCAAAAGCUCAAAGGAUUGGACUGAACUCUCUCAACUCUACCUCACCGUUUCUUUCUCGGGAUUUUGUUGGCUCUGUCACGCGUUGGGCUUUCUCUCUCCAGCUCGCCCCUCCCCCCCGCCCCAGCCCACGCCAGCUGCGAGAGGUGGGCAAGCGCCCCCCGAAGCUGGGGGAACCAGCUCGGGGCCCGGCGUCUCCCCUCCUGCUCCGAAGCUGGGAAGGACGCGCAGCUCACCUCUUAAGAGAUGGCAGCUGUGAGCUGUAGAAAUCAGCCGGUCCGUUGCUCCUACCUGGUUCCCAAGAUCUUUAUGUGAGCAGAACGCAGUGUCUGGCUCCCGAGCAGAGGAACUUAGCUGCCCGGACAGGUGCGGGGAAGGUCACUGAGCCCCUGAGGCUCCGGCAGGCCUGCAGGGGGAACCCUGGUGUCACUUGCAGACAGGGUCUCCAGAGAAAGGGUCUCCCGUACCUGCCCCCUGUGGGCCGGGGAGUAGGCUGCAGUCCUACCUGUUCCUUCGCCGGGACGAGCAAAACAAUAGUUGAGAGAGUCCAAAAUAAGGGAUCUACGUAAAAUGUUAAUGUUAUUUACCUUGUUUACUUUCUGCAUGCAUUUUCUUGGGGGGAGGGGCGGAGUUCUUCCGAACCUAAUGGUAUUAUUUCAUAGACUAAUCUGGUUUGUAUUUGAGUUAAAGAUAUUUAAGGGCAAUAUUUAACUACAGAGUUUAGUUUUUCUUAAUUGGAAAUGGUCCUUCUAGUGCGACAUAUCUUUUGAAAUUUAGACUUUAGGUUUAAGAUGUCGAGUAGAUGUCUUAAGACUUUCCUGUAAACUCAUUGCACAAACUGGAAUUACUUUCCAAAAGACUUAGGGAAUGCAAAUGUUAUUUGUAAAAUGCAUUGAGGAUUGUAAAUAAACCGUUUUUGUUUUGUUAA
Messenger RNA from Sorex fumeus (smoky shrew), 4528 nucleotides. It is a transcript of the gene MTDH, whose product is annotated as metadherin. Lineage: Eukaryota; Metazoa; Chordata; Mammalia; Eulipotyphla; Soricidae. Gene Ontology annotation, molecular function: NF-kappaB binding; transcription coregulator activity. Gene Ontology annotation, cellular component: nucleus. Gene Ontology annotation, biological process: positive regulation of canonical NF-kappaB signal transduction; regulation of transcription by RNA polymerase II; positive regulation of angiogenesis. The record is from RefSeq and is a predicted model, not a curated record.